AUGGAUAUGUCAUUCAAACUUUACAUACUUUUAAGCAAUGAUCCUGAAGUCCAUGUGGUUAACAUUUACAAAGAUAAUAAGGAUAAAAAUGGUUACGUUAAACUUAAUGAAACAAAAUACUUUUUAGACCUACUUGAAGUUGUACACCUCAGGGACUAUGUCUGUAGUAUUAAAGAAGUUAGUGAUUCUGACAAAAGCAAUUUGAAACUUUGGAAAGUUAUUAGUGUUAAGAGUAAAAAUAUUAAAAAACAAAAUAUUUUUACUGAAGAAAACAUUAUAUACGAACUUAAAGGAAACGAAAUGGAUCUUGAAGAACUGUUUAGUAAUUAUUUUCAAGAUGAAUUAGAUAAUAAAAAUAAAUCUGAAAGUUCCAUCAUCACCAUCAUCCCGCCAGUAGUAAAUGAUACCAUUAAAACCCUCUGGAAUGGUAAUACAGGGCAAUCUGAGAUUGUGAGACGAUUUCAAUUCCAUAUGGAAAAUGACAAAAGUUAUCAUCCAAUUCCUGUCAUAGUGGGUGGACCUGGAGUUGGAAAGAGCAGAUUUCUAGACGAAGUUGAAGAAUUAAUCUUGAAAAAAGCUGAAGAAUAUCAUAAUAAUGCUUUUACAAAUAUGAUUGCCAUCAAUACAACCUAUGGGAAUUCAACCGUCGCUGAUGAUAUUGAUGAAAAGAUUCAAGCAUAG
Funneliformis geosporum is the source of this 681-nucleotide messenger RNA. Lineage: Eukaryota; Fungi; Glomeromycota; Glomeromycetes; Glomerales; Glomeraceae. The record is from the annotation of a GenBank genome assembly.